Messenger RNA from Chinchilla lanigera (long-tailed chinchilla), 1234 nucleotides. It is a transcript of the gene Alyref, whose product is annotated as Aly/REF export factor. Gene Ontology annotation, molecular function: mRNA binding. Gene Ontology annotation, biological process: mRNA export from nucleus. Gene Ontology annotation, cellular component: nucleus. The record is from RefSeq and is a predicted model, not a curated record. Lineage: Eukaryota; Metazoa; Chordata; Mammalia; Rodentia; Chinchillidae.
UCGGCUGCACCGCCCUACGCGCGGGAAGGUACAAAAACGACCGCUCGGCAGCUGGCGCUUCCAAACGCAGCGUCCACCGCGCUCCUCGCGUAUCGCGCUUGCGUUCCCUCGCCCUUCGUGCACCUCAGCCAAUAGGGUGUAGUUCGAGACUCUCGACGCCGGAAGACCGCGCUAUCGCCGGAAGUGACGCCCCGACGUGCUGACGCGCGGGCUCGAUCCGAGGCCUGAUUCCGCGCCCGCCAUGGCCGACAAGAUGGAUAUGUCUUUGGACGACAUCAUUAAACUGAACCGGAGCCAGCGAGGAGGCCGCGGUGGGGGCCGUGGCCGCGGCAGGGCCGGCUCCCAGGGCGGCCGCGGUGGUGGGGCGCAGGCUGCCGCGCGAGUGAAUCGAGGAGGCGGGCCCAUCCGAAGCAACUUCCCGACAAGUGGCAGCACGACCUUUUCGACAGUGGCUUUGGGGGUGGUGCUGGCGUGGAGACGGGUGGAAAGCUGUUGGUGUCAAACCUGGACUUCGGAGUAUCAGACGCAGAUAUUCAGGAGCUCUUCGCUGAAUUUGGAACACUGAAAAAGGCGGCUGUGCACUAUGAUCGCUCUGGCCGAAGUUUAGGAACAGCAGAUGUGCACUUUGAACGGAAGGCAGACGCCCUGAAGGCUAUGAAACAGUACAAUGGUGUCCCUUUAGAUGGCCGCCCCAUGAAUAUCCAGCUUGUCACAUCACAGAUUGAAACACAACGAAGACCUGCACAGAGCAUAAACAGAGGUGGCAUGACUAGAAACCGUGGCUCUGGAGGUUUUGGUGGUGGUGGUGGCACCCGAAGAGGGACCCGUGGAGGCAGCCGAGGAAGAGGCAGAGGCACUGGCAGGAACUCAAAGCAGCAGCUUUCUGCAGAGGAGCUGGAUGCACAGCUGGACGCCUAUAAUGCAAGGAUGGACACCAGCUAAACCGCUGAUCUGUGUGGAGAAGACCCAGUGUUUCGUCUGCUCUCUGGAAGGAGGGGAUGGGGACUGGGCUGUGUGGCCAAUGACCGAUUUGUUUCUUUUAUGUUUUAAGAUAGGAUUUAAAAACUCAUGUAAAGUUUUUCUUUUUUCCUUUUUUUUUUUUUUUUUUUAAAUUCUGAAACAGACCUGUUUUGUACCGAGUUAUUUUUGGGAUAAAUUUUACUGGUUGCUGUUGUGGAGAAGGUGGCAUUUUCACCUUUGCCAUAAUAAACUAGAAAUGUGUGUAGAACUGUGA